AAAAAGAACAGGCUAGAGGCAAAAAAGAGUGAGAUUGAAGGCAUGGCAGCAAAUAUACUUAGAACUGCUACAGUGCAAUGGAGAUACACUGAGAGGGACAGGCAUGUGUGUUGAUGAACAAUGGUGAAAAGAUUAAUGCACACCAAUAAAAGAUACUACAAUCAACUCACAAAAUCAACACGCUGAAUUAUAAUUUAGGUUAAAACAGUAUGGUAAGUCAAUGCACAUUGCACAGGAAUGCAUUUCGAAAUGUCUUUGAAAGUGUGUGUAUGAAUGUAUAUAUGUUGGUGUAGUUGGUUAAGAUUCUGCAGCAUGAAAAUAUGCUCCACGGAAGCCUGAGAGAGAGAGAGAGAGAGCAAGAGUAAUGACUUUACCAGCUGUUUCUUUGCUCUCAUCUCAAAAGACUAUACAGAGAGUAAUGCCUCUUAAGUCUUCACUAUACUGAUGCUAGAUUUUGGACAGUAUGGUGGCCAGCAUCUUAGCAAAGGUAAUUUGUAGUUCACAGAAUUAAUUACAUAAUAUCACAGCUAAUUAACUUACUAGUUUUGCAGAUCUUUGGUCAUUUGAUUUGGUAAUAAUUUAAGUCUGUCUUUGAAGUCCAACUAGCAGCAUGUGUGAAUAUGAAUAUGUUUGUGUGUGUGUGUGUACAGGUUUGUAUGGUUUACGAGGACAUUUUUUAGGUUGCAAACUGGUAAUUACAAGGGUAUUAUGCUAUAAAUGUGGUUUAUGAGGACAUUUCUAGUGUCCCCUUAAUUCAAAUCGCUUAAAAAACAUACUAAACAAGAUUUUUGCUUAGGUUUAGGGGAUAGGUGUGUGUGUGUGCGUGCGUGCGUGCGUGCGUGCGUGCGUAUGUGUGUGUGCAGAGAAUGUGCUCUUUGUAAAUAGAUCCCAGGCUGAAUUCUUGGCAUUUCCGGGUGCAGCCAUAUUUAUGGAGAACUCAAUGGUCUCCUUAAUGGAAGUUCUAGGAUAUGUGUGAAUUGGAGGUGUUGUAAUGAUGCAGUGGUCAUCUGAGUGGGCGGAGCAACACUAUGAUGUCUCCUCUUCCACAUCACCUUUGGUUCACCCUAAGCCCCUCCCAUAUCCCCAGCCUAGCCGUCCUGGGUUCUCAGGCUAUAAUGAUGACAUCAGUGCUCUCAGUGCCUCUAGCUUGCUGAAACGCUAUGCUGAGAGAUAUUCCUCCAUCUCUGCCUUACCAGAGCAUGGGACUUUCCUGAAAAGUGAGCAGCACCAAGAAACAUGGCCUGUUGGAUACAGUUCGGAGGGGCCCCCUGGUUUAGAUGCAUUGAAGGGGACUUUGGGGACUGAAAGUGAUCUUCCAGAGCAGCAGUACAGCCGUGGUCCCACAUCUCAGGAUUACCCUUCAUCUUACACUAGUCAACAUCUGCUCCCUAAACCAUCCUAUCUUCCUUCACCAGCAUUUGCCUUGCCAUCUGUAUACCUGCCCCCCACAACAGGCUAUGCUUAUCCUCAACAAUGCAGUCUAACCACCAGUUACCCCCAUAGAACCCCUUCUUUGCUGCACUCAGGCCUACACACACUGACUCCUCUGAAUGUCACUCUCAGCAGCCACAGUCCUGCGGAACUUCCACGCAACAGGAAGUUUGGCUUCGACCAACCCAAAACUGCCAGAGUGUCACCGUACACGAUCAGGGACAAGGGUGAUGGACAGAGCAGCGAUGGUGGAUGUAUCAAUGAAAACUGUGGGACUGACACCCAAAGCUACUGGCCAGAAAAACUUUCCACUCAGUCUGAUCUUGAGGCAGAUUUGGUGGGUAAAACCAGUCCUCUACGGCCUCUGGAGACACAAUCUUAUGGAGGUCCAGGACAGUACACAUAUCCCUAAGUCUACUUGACAGCUUCCCAGACAGCUUCCCAAAAAUCUAUAAAAUUGUAUGUUUAUAGCAGUACUUGAACAUGUCAACUAUUUGAAAAUAUAUGAAACAUGACGAUUGUUUUUACAGUAGACCAAGGUUCUAUGAUUCCAUGAAGCUCUACUAGCAGUGGACUAAGCUAAAUACAUGUCUCUCUUAUGCACAUUGUCAAUAGCAUGCCUCAGGUGAUUAAACUGACUGCAGCUAUAAAGGUGCAGUGUGUAAUUUCAGCAUUACUAGUGGCACCCAAAUGGAAUUGCAGAAAAUAAUUAUUUCCCCAAGGUACUUCACACAUCUCCCACCCUAAGCUCACACCAUUGGUUAAGCCAAUGUGGCAGUGUUGGGAUUGCUCAGACAAAGGCCAGAAACAUUCAGUACUUUAUGCAAAUACACGUACACAGAUGUGAGCACUUGGCCAUUGCAUUGCAAAUGCCUGGCCCUGUUGAACAUGCUUAAUAUGCGUUAUUGCGUUACUUUGCCAGUAACAAAUUUAAAUACUCAAGGAAGCAGCAUUUGGAACUUUUGGAAUGCAACAGCACACGUAAUCGAACUUGCUUAGCUAGAAGCAUCCAAAUGGCUUACUUCUGAAUGUCUCUGUAUAUUAAACUGGGAUAAGAGAAAGUAUUUUACCAUCGAAAAAUUAUACACAUCAUCUUUAAUGAGGCCUGUAGCACAGACUCUAUUUGUAUCCCUUCAUUUUGACAUUCCGUUGACCCUUAAAUGACUCUUUCUUUUUAUUCUCAUCCUUUCCUUUAUGCUCUCGCUCUCUAUAAUUAUGCUGUGCAGUGAAUAUUACGGUGACAAGCACAAAUCCACUGCUUCAAUCAAUGAAACCCAAGCCAAAGAAAGACUGAAAGAGUGGAAUGUAAAAAGAAAUACGAUUUUAUAACAAAUCUCAUGUUUAUUUUCUAUUUUAUUAAUUUCUUCUUAAAAUACACAAAACAAACUUUUUUUUUUAUUUUAAAUCAGAAAACAGAAGCUAAUGUUUCACAUGUCAUGAGUGUAAUAGAAAGUUUUCAUACAUGUUGUUUGUGAACAUGUGAGGGGCAAUUGUAUUAAAUCAGUGUAAUUUAACAGGUGUAACACUGUGAUUUUUGAAAUACUCUUACUUUAGAAAUAUUAGGUAAGAUUCCUCUAUAAACUUUGAAUGUUAAUCUGAUUUUCCUCAGGAAUUGUGAAUGAAGCCAUACCUAUCUUUUAUCUAAUAGAAAGUUUGAAAUUUGAAACUGUAUUUGUAGAUCCUGGCCAAUGCACACACUCCUAUUUCAAAUUUAAAGAUUUAAAGUAUAUUAUUACAUAAUGCACAUUAAUAUGUCAAGCAUCAACUUUCACUGUGCUAUCUGGGCUGCGAAAAGGCUAAGAAAAUGUGCUUAGCAGACUUUUCCACUAUUCCCCUAUUGUGACUUUUACUAUGGAAACCCACUGAGCUGUCCCAGCCCCCUAAGGUGAACACUGGAUGUAUUUUCUUCUGACCCUCUGACCUCCACCCAUUCUUUAUUUUAAAGGAGGUCUGUGAAAGAGAAGAGAGCUUUUGUUGCGGUGAGGUAAGCGGAGCAUACACUGAAAUGUACAAACAAAACUACAAAUGACAGUCCAGUUAAUAUUUAAAUCUUAAUCUUUAUAUUUUAAGUUGCGGAACAACAUGUCCAUUUUUUAUUUUAUGGCUAAUAUUCAUUAUAUGUUAAAAACCAGAUCUACCUCACAUUUUUGUCAUGCUGUGUGCUCUGAUUAUGCAAUUGUUUAUCAUGUCUGUGUAUUAUUUGUCUAAAUG
Messenger RNA from Xyrauchen texanus (razorback sucker), 3642 nucleotides. RefSeq names its product fidgetin. The transcript is spliced from 3 exons. The coding region runs from base 992 to 1843 and encodes 283 amino acids. The record is from RefSeq and is a predicted model, not a curated record. NCBI's taxonomy places the organism in Eukaryota, Metazoa, Chordata, Actinopteri, Cypriniformes, Catostomidae.